Messenger RNA from Oncorhynchus kisutch (coho salmon), 4548 nucleotides. RefSeq names its product cyclin N-terminal domain containing 1 (gene cntd1). The record is from RefSeq and is a predicted model, not a curated record. The transcript has 8 exons. Bases 3471 to 4202 code for a protein of 243 amino acids. NCBI's taxonomy places the organism in Eukaryota, Metazoa, Chordata, Actinopteri, Salmoniformes, Salmonidae. Gene Ontology annotation, biological process: reciprocal meiotic recombination. Gene Ontology annotation, cellular component: site of double-strand break.
GCAGCAGAGCCUACGGGUUGACGUCUCAAUCGCGUUGUGCUUGUUUAGGCCAACAGAGGGGGCUGCUCGCUUAUAGUAGCUUCAUUCACUCUUCUUCUUCAACUAACCACUUGCUCGCGAUAGUUUUAGAGAAAACUGCUAUGGAAAACUCGGCCAGAAGCUAGCAAGUGUCAAGUGAAUCCACAACAUCACCACAAACGUCUUUUCAAGCCAGAUGGGAGAGGAAGGAGAAGGAAACAUGAAGGGAGUAAAAAGACUGAAGCAAGGAGAGUGUAGAAGAGUGAGGUGGAAAGGUGAAGAGAAGGAAAGGAAGACGUGAAGAAAAGAGGAGGAGAAAGAUUGGAGGAGAAUAAAAAGUUAAGAGACUAAUUAAGACUGGCACAAGGAGAGUGAAGAAGAGCAGACAGAGGAGAUACAAUGACUCUUUCCAAGAAAUGGGAAUACACUUUUUUUAUGAUAAACAUGAUGAGAGAAUUUCCAUUUCAUACGCUCAGGUCAAGACUAUAGAAUGGUUCACUGCAUCCUCUCUUUCAAUUGGCAGUCGGUGAAGAACGGCAGUGGUAGAACAUCAUCAGAUGAAAAAGCAUAAAGCCUCUCUGAUUGCCCGUGUUGGUAUGUCCUCUGUCACCACAUUCUUCAAGAAUAUGGUUUAGCUGUGCAGGAGGGUGUCUUUGCAAACCACACUAUGAGACACAAUCAUAGUUACAGAUCUAUGGACUGCACAGCACAACUGACACGGAAGCUUUAUGAGCAAAAGUUUACAUGUGCUAGGACAAAAUGUGACGCCAUAGUGAGUAACGUGUUAGUAACAUGGGCAACUACUUUGGUAACACAGGACCUAGACCAGGUUGAAUUUGUGUCCCUGUCCAUUGAUGCGUCCAAUCAUGGGAAUGUAAAGCUGCUGCCAAUAGUAGUCAGAUAUUGUAAGAUAUAUGAAGGCAGCACAUCUGUGGAAACAAAACUGCUUGAUUUUGUUGAAUUGAAUGGAGAAACAGCAGAGGAAAUUGCAGCUGAGGUCCUGGUGGUCAUCCAAAAAUGUAACUUAGAAAACAUUCUCUGCCGACAACAAAUACCAACUUUGGAGGACUGAAUAGGCUGGGGAGGGUCAAUGUCCAUACCAAAGUUAAAAAUGCUCUGCAGCGGGAGGUGAUUGGCUUAGGUUUUCAUUCAUAACACGGCCAGAACAGCUUUGGAUAUGAUGUUGAGUAUCUGCUCAUAAAGAUCUUUGAUAUUUUCACUGUCAGAGUAGAAAGACUGAAGGGCUUUUGUGAGUUUGUUGGCCAGGAGUAACAUAACAUUUUAGGACCCAGCAAUGUUCGCUGGAUGUCCAUGCUCCCUGCUCUAGAAAGAGUGCUGAAAAUGUAUGUGCCAUUAAAAUCCUUUUUUAUUUCUGAAGACAAAUGCCCUGUUGUCCUGCGAACAAUGUUCGAAGAUCCACUGACUGAACUUUGGCUGGCCUUUGUCCAUGGAAACUUGACUGUAUUCAGUGACACGAUCAAGAUGCUUGGAGGCCAGGACCACUGUGCUGUGGACUCCGCUGCAAUUCUGAGAAACGUUCAGGCAAAAUUGACUGCAAGACGUGAUGAAAACUUCCAGUUUUGGUCAGAGGACUUUGAGAGAGCUAGAGGAAAAUGGAGCCAUGUCUAAAGGCAGCUUUCUCAAAACAUCCCAAUCAUUCUUCACUAUGGCUGUGAACUACUUGCAAGCAUGGGGAAAGCACACAGAUCAUCUAAAAGAUUUACAUGGUCUCCUUUUAAAAAGGCAACCUCAGCGUGAAGAGAUUCAGAAGGCAUUUUAUUUUAUUUUUUUAUUUUAUUUCACCUUUAUUUAACCAGGUAGGCUAGUUGAGAACAAGUUCUCAUUUGCAACUGCGACCUGGCCAAGAUAAAGCAUAGCAGUGUGAGCAUACAACAAAGAGUUACACAUGGAGUAAACAAUUAACAAGUCAAUAACACAGUAGAAAACAAAGGGGGGGUCUAUAUACAAUGUGUGCAAAAGGCAUGAGGAGGUAGGCAAAUAAUUACAAUUUUGCAGAUUAACACUGGAGUGAUAAAUGAUCAGAUGGUCAUGUACAGGUAGAGAUAUUAGUGUGCAGAAGAGCAGAAAAGUAAAUAAAUAAAAACAGUAUGGGGAUGAGGUAGGUGAAAAGGGUGGGCUAUUUACCAAUAGACUAUGUACAGCUGCAGCGAUCGGUUAGCUGCUCAGAUAGCUGAUGUUUGAAGUUGGUGAGGGAGAUAAAAGUCUCCAACUUCAGCGAUUUUUGCAAUUCGUUCCAGUCACAGGCAGCAGAGUACUGGAACGAAAGGCGGCCAAAUAAGGUGUUGGCUUUAGGGAUGAUCAGUGAGAUACACCUGCUGGAGCGCGUGCUACGGAUGGGUGUUGCCAUCGUGACCAGUGAGCUGAGAUAAGGCGGAGCUUUACCUAGCAUAGACUUGUAGAUGACCUGGAGCCAGUGGGUCUGGCGACGAAUAUGUAGCGAGGGCCAGCCGACUAGAGCAUACAAGUCGCAGUGGUGGGUGGUAUAAGGUGCUUUAGUGACAAAACGGAUGGCACUGUGAUAGACUGCAUCCAGUUUGCUGAGUAGAGUGUUGGAAGCCAUUUUGUAGAUGACAUCGCCGAAGUCGAGGAUCGGUAGGAUAGUCAGUUUUACUAGGGUAAGCUUGGCGGCGUGAGUGAAGGAGGCUUUGUUGCGGAAUAGAAAGCCGACUCUUGAUUUGAUUUUCGAUUGGAGAUGUUUGAUAUGAGUCUGGAAGGAGAGUUUGCAGUCUAGCCAGACACCUAGGUACUUAUAGACGUCCACAUAUUCUAGGUCGGAACCAUCCAGGGUGGUGAUGCUAGUCGGGCAUGCAGGUGCAGGCAGCGACCGGUUGAAAAGCAUGCAUUUGGUUUUACUAGCGUUUAAGAGCAGUUGGAGGCCACGGAAGGAGUGUUGUAUGGCAUUGAAGCUUGUUUGGAGGUUAGAUAGCACAGUGUCCAAAGACGGGCCGAAAGCAUCAGCCACACGGCAGGAGAAAUGCCCCAAUGUGACCAUCAAUGAGGAUGCAUCAUUGUGUGACGAAGUUACUGGCCUGUAAGAGUUCCUAAAGGGGGGAUCGCUUGAAUGGAAAACAUCUGAGACACCACUUAGUCAGAGAUUGAGCACGGUGGUUACCCACUUCAAAUAUAAUGACAUCCCACACACUAACCUGGCUAGAUUUAGCGUCUGUUGUCAUGUGCUUACCUGGAAGUAAUGCACCAGUCGAGAGAGUGUUCUCCCAAAUGAAUGAUCUAUGGACAGCAGCAAGAAAUAGGUUCACUGUUCCUACCAUCAAGGCCAUGCUUAUUGUGAAGACAAACUAUUACCUCCCCUGCCAGGAGUUCAUGGAGAAGCUGGCCAAAGACAGAGCAAUCCUGAAGAAAAUACAUUCUUCUGAGAAAUAUACAGAUUAGAAUGCAUUUUCCUUGUCACAGAAGAGUUAAGACUUGACCCCAUGGUUGGAUAUCAUGCUGUUGAAUUACUUGAAAGGUUCAUGAUAAAGCACCUGGAGGAUCUGUUUUCAAUACCACACACACCUGCAGGGGCAGCAGGUGCCCAUAAAGGAAAUUACGCGGACCUUGUUUAUGAGAAACUGAGUGAGAAGUUCCAUCUCAUUCUCCUGUCUUGUGUGCAAAUAGCAAGCAAACUGUCUUUGCACAGUGCUGUGGUUGACAACAACACAGCAGCGCAGUUUCUUCACUCGAUGGGCCACAGCAUUUCCAAACAAACUAUCAUGGACAUGGAGCUGAUGAUCUUGAAAGCACUUGACUUCAGGCUAAACACCCCCAACCCUCUGACUUAUGUUGAGAUACUCCUGGAGGUGCUUGGGCACAAUGACUCUUCUAUCCCUGUGGAGCACCUGCAUCACCUCAGCAGACAUGUGCUCCAGUUCACCUACCUCCAGAGGACAGCCAUCUAUGACUCCCUGCUCAAGGCCACCACUCAGUGCCUGAGCCCAUCUGACGAACAGAGAAAGACUUUCGUGUCGGUGACUGAAGACUGCAUGCUUCUUGGUGUUGGUGUCAUUGCUGUGGGUGCAUACAUCCUCAAUGUCACUAACUGGGAACAGGUAGUGGAGGAGCUGAGUCACAUCACAGGGAUCUCAGUGAAGAGCAUCAGUGAUUUCACACAUGUUACACUGAUGCACAUUACCAAGAACAACUCUCCCAUGGUCACAGCAACUUGAGUUGAGUCCGAACAACACAUUCAUCGAUUGAAAGAUUUUAUUUACGCUAAUUUGUUUUAAGUUGGUCUGAAACUUGACAAUGAACUUAAGUUUCUUCAGCUACAGGAAGUUAUGAAAGAAAGAAAGCCAUUGAGACUUAGACAGUACAGUACUAUAUAGUAAAACAGUACAGUAAAACUACAGUGUCUGUGUAUGUAAAAAGAUUGAAAGGUUCACACCAAACAUCUGAUAUAAAAACUAGCUCCCUGAGUUUGACUUUCUAGUUGAUUUCCUUAAGAAUUUAACUUCUAUUUUCUGGAUGUUUAGUUCUGUUUACUGUUCCAACAAUUAGCAGCAUUAAAGAGCC